Molecule: messenger RNA, 677 nt
Organism: Schizophyllum commune H4-8
Lineage: Eukaryota; Fungi; Basidiomycota; Agaricomycetes; Agaricales; Schizophyllaceae
Exons: 1
Coding region: 55-441 (128 amino acids)
Source: RefSeq, a predicted model, not a curated record
UUGGCUGUAACCCCGCAUGACCCCCGCCUCCAUACGGGGAGCGACGCGGGGGAAAUGGACUCGAAUGCUCCCGCGCCCAGGCCAACCCCCGCAGCUGAUGGUGGCGGGCGCGCUUGCCUCGAAAUGGCUGUUGUUUGCACACGCGAGGCCGCCCUUUGUAUUCGCAGGCACCGAUGGCGCGAGUAUAUUACGCGUUCGUUCUCCCUCCCUGAACUCUUUUACGCCCCUCGCUUGACGCCUUUGGUCUCGCUUUCCGCGGUUAGAGGACAAUGGCUGCCGUACUUCCCGUCUGUUUGUAUGCGCUCAACAAUCCUGAUGUCGCGCGCGCACAUUCGACCCUUUGAACCAUCACCUCACACGCCUCCCUUCCCCUCCCACCCUCACCUCACACGUCUCCCCUCCCCUACCCCCUCACCUCACACGCCCCCCUUCCCUCGCUAGCGCGUCCUUUCGCCAUCCAAUCCUCUUCCCUCUUUACUCCCUCUUCCCUCUAUAUCCCCUCUUUACUCCCUUGAUUGACCCGCCCUUAUUCACUCUUACAUCCCUCAUUCACUCUUAUAUCCCUCAUUCACUCUUACAUCCCUCAUUCACUCUUACAUCCCUCAUUCACUCUUAUAUCCCUGCUUCACUCUUAUAUCCCUGCUUCACGCGCGCGAUUCAUCCAUUGAUCCUUUCCC